UAAAUCUCAGCAUUUUACAUUCACGCAUGAAGAAAAAAGAUGCAUGCUUUUCAAAAUAUCCUGACCAACAAUCCUUUCUCGAAAAAUGUCCCAUAGGAGAAAAAAUGAUUAAAAAAAUGGGGUGGGAAGCAGGUAAAGGACUUGGAAUUAACAAUAAAGGUAUAACUGAAUGCCUAAAAGUUAGAGUCAUAAAGGAGAAAAAAGGGAUUGGAUUUAAAGAAAAUAAUACUAAUUUUUUUAAUAUUCAUAAUAAUGAUUUUGAAAAUAUUCUAAACAAUCUGAAUGAAAGUUCUAAAAUCAUGAUACAAGAUUUAAAGUCAGAAAAGGUUGAAACAAAAAAAUCAAUCAUAUUAAUUAAAAAUCGUCAUAGAUAUAAUAAAUAUACCAAAAACAAAGAUGUUACUAAAUACACAGAUGCUGAUCUGCUAGGCAUUACUGGUAUUUCUCAAACAGACUAACUUUCUGUUGUAUUAUUUAAUUCAUAAAAUUACAAUAAUUUUAGAAUAUAUGAUGAUACAAUAUAUAGAAUUCAGUAUGUAUUUUUCAAAAUAUAUCUUUUUUUUAUAAUGGAAAAAAUUCUGACUUAUACUGGUACCAUUUUAUAUUACUACUAAUACCCCAA
Messenger RNA from Gordionus sp. m RMFG-2023, 622 nucleotides. Its product is annotated as PIN2/TERF1-interacting telomerase inhibitor 1-like. Bases 27 to 458 code for a protein of 143 amino acids. The record is from RefSeq and is a predicted model, not a curated record. The transcript is spliced from 4 exons. Gene Ontology annotation, molecular function: nucleic acid binding. Gene Ontology annotation, cellular component: nucleolus. NCBI's taxonomy places the organism in Eukaryota, Metazoa, Nematomorpha, Gordioida, Chordodea, Parachordodidae.